Messenger RNA from Phalaenopsis equestris, 846 nucleotides. Its product is annotated as exocyst complex component EXO70A1-like. Gene Ontology annotation, biological process: exocytosis. Lineage: Eukaryota; Viridiplantae; Streptophyta; Magnoliopsida; Asparagales; Orchidaceae. The transcript has 2 exons. The coding region runs from base 1 to 846 and encodes 281 amino acids. Gene Ontology annotation, molecular function: phosphatidylinositol-4,5-bisphosphate binding. The record is from RefSeq and is a predicted model, not a curated record. Gene Ontology annotation, cellular component: exocyst.
AUGGCGAAGUGUAUUUUAUCAAGACUAUUCUCUUGCGCCAGUCCCAGCGACAUCACCGGCGACGGUGGUAACAGAGAGGUCAGCACUUCGUCGCGACACAGCUUUUCUUGCAGUCUGAUGGAGGAGAACGUAGCUAUUGCCGAGUCUACCAUUGCCAAAUGGGAUUUCGACUCCUCCAACUAUUCGAAGCUCACCUCUCUCUUCGCCGCCUACAACGAUUCGUUUUCUAUCCGCGACCAAUCUCUCAUUCGCGCCAAAAAGCUCAUGCAGACUGCCAUACGCCGCCUCGAGAAGGAGUUCCACCACAUCCCUCCUACCAAUCGUCAACAUAUCGACUCCGUUAGCCGCUCAUCCUCAUCCUCAUCCUCAUCCUCAUCCUCAUCCUCGUCCUCUGACGAAGACGAUAUCCAUCCCUCCACAUCUGACGCCAUCGCUGAACUUCGCUCCAUCGCGGAAUCAAUGAUGGCUAAUGGUUAUGGCAUGGAGUGCAUCCGUAUCUACAAGCUCUUACGCAAAUCGAUCCUUGAGGAAGCCCUAUUCCUCCUCGGAUUCCACGUCCACAUUCCUUUUUCCAACUUCCACAAGAUUGAUUGGUCGGUCCUUGAUCUCAGGAUCAGUAUCUGGCUUGUUGCCGCUCGGAUCACGUUCCCCUCCCACUUCGCCGUGGAGCGCCUUCUUUGUAACCAUGUCUUUGAUCCGUCAGACUCUGACGACAUCGAUCUAACCGAGUAUUGCUUUGCCGAUGUCACAAAUGCCGGCGCCCUCCAGUUUCUCUCCUUCGCCGAAUCCAUCGCUAAAACAAAACCCUCCCCUGAAAAGCUCUUCAGCAUCCUUGAACUUCCCUGA